UGUUCUCUCAAUCGAUACACGCGCAGUGUUGUUUGUCUCAUACUAUGGAAAUGUUACCGAAGCUGCUCGUUUUUCAUGAACAUUAAAAAGACAUCUAAUUCCGAGAUUUUACAAAAUCAUUUUGAGCAAAAAUAUUAAUUGAAAAAUGUGAAGUUAUAGAAAUAUAAAGAGAUUGUAAAACAAAAUAAUUAUUGCCAAAAAAGUUCGAGAGUUCUCGUACGAGUUUUCGACUUGUCGUCCUUUCAUUGAUUUCUAAAAUAUCAACGCCGCGCGCAAAAAUCCAAAAGUGUAAUGUGAUUGUCAUAUGAAAAUAAAACCGACACAAGAAUUUUUCACAAUUAAUCAUAAAUAGAAAGUGUGAUAUUUUUUUUUGCAAAAUAUGUUUUGUGAAAAUUGCCGACUCGAAUAUAGUUAUCAUUAGCUGAGGCAAUGCUAUAUUAAUCACAUAUCACGAAAUUAUAAUUGAAUUAUGCUCAGUCGAAUUCUACAGUGCAAGUAAUCUACUUUUGACUGAAUGAAAUUCCAAUUGAACAGUAAUAUUAUUCCUGCAAUAGUUUGCUGUCAAUUCUAUCCUAAGACACAUCAUCAUUCUAUAAGGUGAUACAUUUAAACAUAACAAGCUGUGUUUUACAUGCAUGAUGAUGGUGUAAACGCGGUAAACAGCUGUUGUCACAGUUUCUUCAGAGACAAGCGAUACGAUAACAUCGAUAGUGACUUCCUAUCGAAUCUACAAAAUUAUCUUUCUUUGUAUUACAAGUGUAUCUAUCAUCAACGAAAUCUAUCAUACUUUGAUUUUAAAUAAAAUUGACCAGAACAAUCAAUAACUGAUGUCUUGGAUUGAAUGUAUUAAUUGUCGUUGAACGACACGUUUAAAAAAUCAAGAAAUGGAAAUACUUGCCUGUAGAAGGAACGUGAAGAAGGUGUUACGUUUUACAAAAAUCUUUUAUUAACCAGUUUCAGCAUAAAAGUUUUUCUCAUUUUUAUCGAUUAUUGUCUAUCGAUGAGAGAAAUAAAUGAAAACAAAAUAAAAAAUAAAUACAUAAGGAGAGAAAUAUAUCGCAUUUGCCAUGGUAAAUAAAAAGAAAUAAGAAAAAAACGAGAAAAAUGUCAAAGAAGAAACAUAAAAGGUUGCGGAAACGCAAACUCUGUUAUACCUAACAAUGUCCACCUCGUUGAUGCAAGGCGUUUAUGAUCGACUUAUAUGAGUGAACAUGAAUCGAUAAAUUAACGUGCCAUCAUGUGUGUCUGAUGACACGUUCCAAGGCUUGUAACUGUAAUAAUAAAUUCCUGUAAAAAUGCACGCUUCGAUGAAAUCUUUAAUGACGUUAUAUUGACGCAAGAUGAAUAUUAUUACAUAUAUAAUAAGAUAAGAUUUUUUAAACAUUUUCAAACAUAUUCCUAUAUUUCAAUAAUAAUUUCUUAAAUUAUAAAGCUAUAAAAAUAAUAAAAUAUUCUUCUAUAUAUAUUCCAUGUUAUAUUUUUUUAAAAGAAAGAAGAUAUAACCAAUUUUACACAGAAUUAUUAAUAAAUAAUUUUAAAAAGAAUUCUAAAAACAAUGAUUUUCAACUUUAAUAAUCAAAUACUUAUUUUUAUUUAAUAAGUAAUGUAAAUAAUGUAAAUAAUAAUUAAUGUAAAUAGCAGAGAAAGAAAUUUGUGAACAAAAUUUUAAUUUUACAUAUUUUAUGUGAUACUUGUUGAUUUUUGUUGAUCAAGCUGAUAAUUAAUGAUGUUGCAGAUGGUUUGUGGCAGUGAUGCCCUCGUCGGAGGAGGAAAGUCAGUGGCUCGUUGGCAGCGGGGGUGGUCUUGCAUCUUCCGGUGGUGGCACGAUAUCCGGAACUGGAGAACGUACGUUAAACAUUAGAGGAGGAUUAUAUACUGAAGAGAUGACGACUCAACCAACGAACACGAACACUGCAAGUGUGAACACAGGUUCAGCCGAUUCUGCUGAACAUGAUCUUAUUGAUUCUACUGCAGAUGCAACACUUUUAGCACAAUUUCACGAAGAUGCCAUUAAGCAGGCUGGUGUUGGUUACUUCCAAUUAUUAGCUGCUCUAUGCACAGGUUUGAGUCUUGCAGCAGAUACUGUUGAAUUUUUUGUUGUACCAUAUAUUUUACCAAGUACUGAAGUUGAACUUUGCAUUGAGGACAAUGAAAAAGGAUGGCUCAGUAAUAUUACUUUAAUGGGCCUUGCACUAGGUGGAUUAUUUUGGGGUGGUUUGGGAGAUAGAAUUGGUAGACGAAGAUCUUUAUUAUCUGCAAUGGCUGUUCAUGCUUUAUUUAGUGGUGUUGCAACUUUUAUGCCAACUUAUGGAACUUUUAUGUGUGCUAGAUUUUGUUCUGCAAUUGGAGUAGGAGGAUCUUUACCAUUAGCAUUUACAUAUCUCGCAGAAUGUUGUCCAAGAUUAAGCAGAAGUAGAUGGGUUGGUCUAUUAGUAGCAGCAGGAGCAUUGGGAGGUGUAUAUGCAGCUCUUUUAGCAUGGGUAGUAGUUCCUACAACUGGAGAAAUGGUAGUUCUUGAAAAUAAAGAACAUUUCAGUGCUUGGCAUCGUUUUCUUUUACUUUGCUGUUUACCUGCAUUAUGUUCUACUAUUGGGCUUAUUUUUCUACCAGAAAGUCCAAGAUAUUUGGUAGAAGUUGGCAGAGAUGUGGAGGCAAUGAUGGUUUAUCAGAAAAUAUAUAAAAAAAAUAAUACGCGGAAAGGUGCAACAGGCGCACAAUAUCAACUUUCUGAAUUAGAGCUUCCAACUAAAAGGCCUCGUGGAUUAGCACCUCCAUCUCCUAGUAAUCAUACUAGUGUUUUGGCUGAUAUAAUUUAUUCCAUUGAGAUGUUCUGGAAUUCCUUUUUAGAAUUAUUUGUAUCACCUCAUUUGCGCGUUACAGUAGUGCUUAUAAUUAUUUGGUCAACUGUAUCAUUUGGAUUAUAUGGUCUUAUGGUAUGGUGUCCCGAGUAUCUUAAACUUUUGCGUGCUACAGAAUAUAAAGCUCAUAAAGUUCUAUUUCAUGAUGAAAUACAUCAAGGAAAAACAUUCAAUGGUUCUUUAGAAAAUUGUCAAUAUAAAGAUUCAACAUUUUUGAAUUGCAAAUUCAGUAAAAUGGUAUUCAGUCACGUAGAUUUCGAUAAUUGUACUUUUCAAUCCGUAGAAUUUAAUAACAUAAAGUCUAGUAAAACUCAUUUUACACACAGUAUUAUUGUGCAUUCAAAAUUUGUAGAUACGGAUUUAUCUGCACAAGUUUUUACAAAUUGCACACUUGAAAAUAAUACAGAAUUAAGUUUAAGAGGACCGUGUCCGACUCUCGAUUUGGAUUAUAAUAUUUACAUAGAAGAAGUAUUACAUGGUCAUCUUGUUGCUCAAUUAUCCUUUGUGCCUGCUGCUGCUUUAGCAGGGCUAGCACUUACUGUGUUUCAACGGCCAAAGAUGAUUGGUAUUUCAUUAUUUUUCUCCUCAAUAGCUGCUUUAUGUUUAAUUUUAGUGGGCACAAAUAGUUCUGCAGUGCUUGGUUUUGAAGGUGGUUUUAUAGCAGUUUUUGCUAUUGCUUGGACAUCUCUUACAUUGGUUACAAUUGAGAGCUUCCCAAUCCAUUUAAGGUGUACUGGUUUCGGUUUUAUAGCAGGCGUCAUAAGAAUAUGUGGUUUAAUAGGAACUACAACUUAUAAAACUUUAGUUAGCGCACCUCUUAUUGCGCCUGCAUUGCUAACCGCAUUACCAUUAUUAGUAGCUAGUGUUGCAACAUUCAAAUUGCCUCAUACACAUACAGUUUUCUUGUAAGGAUAUUAUGAGUAAGUGAAAAAAAAAACAGAGAUGUGUCAUAUAAAAGACGUUUUUAAUCUUUUAAUAUUUUAAUGAAUCAUUUAUGGAAUCCGUUAAUAAUUUCAUUUGAUAUUCUUACAUGAUAUAAAAAAUUUCGUGAGAAUGUUAUUAAAUCUAAAAGUUCAGUUUUUAGUAGGAAUAUUUGGACAAACAUUAUGUAAAACGAAAUGUUUUCGACUUCUUAAAUUUAUAAAUUUAAUAAUUAUUUUUUUUUUUUUUGAAGUGUGACUUCGUACAAAAUGGCAUAUCCUAAAUUAUUGAAUGAAACGAUAAAUCGUGAUUUACAUAAAAAUUUGAGUAUAUUAAGCGCACAGAGGUUCAAAAUUAACUAUCUUGUACGCUACGAUAUGGAUUUUCUAUAAAAUUUUAAUAUGUGUGUUUUAAGUGCUGUUAAAAGCAAUUGUUAUAGUAGAAAAAUCUUAGAAAAAAGUAUAUGGAGAUUUAAUAUUUAAAUCAUAUUAGACGAAAUUUCAUGUAAAACUUAUACUCCAAGAUUUUAUUCCAUCUAACAUAAAAGUCAUUAUUCAAUUCAUUCUUCAUAAAAAAAAAAGUAUAAUGCACAUAUAUUUAUAAAGUUAUUUUAAUAAGGCAAUAGCCAUGAAACGUGUCAAUUUUAAUGGAUGAAAAAAAAAAGUGAAAUUCCUCAUCCAUACUGAUACGUCAAAAUAUAACAAAAAAUUAAACAUUAGAAAAUUCUGCUUAUUAAAUAUGCAUUUGAAUAUUUGGAAUAGAAAAAUAGAGAAUGUUAUUUAUAGUAUGUAUUUUUUUUGUUUACAAUUAGAUUAGAUAGACUAUGCAUGAUUCCAAAAUUAUUACAUUUUAAGUAUUUCAAUUGAAAAAGUUUGCCAAGGACAGUAUCGUGAAAAUUUUUAUAUUUACAAUUGCUAUAUACGCUUUUGCUAUUUGAGAAAUUAAAAAUAUAUGUAUACAUAUACAUAUACGUAUACAUAUUCUAAGAAAAUAGAUAGGGAAUCUCGAAUCGAGUAAUAAUAAAUUCUUUCUACUGUGAAAGAAAGGUAAUCAAGCAAAGAUAUAUUCAGUAUACUUUUGCUUUUUAAUAAUUAACUAGCUUAUAUUUACUCUUAAUAUUAGAUUUGAUUAAAAAGCAUUAUCCAUGCAAUCCAUGUAAAUGCUGCCGUUCGUAAAUUCCCUCAAAAGUAAAGAGUUGGAAUCAAGAGAUGGAAGCUGUAGCUUCAUUAUAAAUUUGAGAGAUUAUUGUCUCUAGUCAACUUUUAAUCAUCUUUAAGCUUAUAAAAUGCGAAUGAACUUCAAAAAAAAAGCGCGUCAAUCUUUCUAACACUUUCAAACGAAGUAGAUAAUAUUAUUUUCCACAAAAAGAAUAUAUACUAUCAUCUUACUUAUAAAAUUUGCUAAUUGUAUUUUGCAAUUUAUACUUGGCUAGAAUUUCAUUGUUAUUGCGGAAAAGAAACCGUGAUAACAUGCCAAAGCGAAAAAAAGUACUGGUUCCUCAGAACGGAUGACUAUUUUUAGGCAAUAAGAAUAUAAAAUAAGUUUUAUGAUAUGAUUAUUGAAAUAUCUCAUUCUUAUAUAUUGAAACUUAAAAUAUUACUAAGUAUUUAAGGAAGUUUAUUAGUGAGAUAAAAAUAAACUGCUGUUGGCAAACUUAAUCAUAUAAAAAUCUACGUCCCAUCAUGGUUAGUGAAUUUUUCAUAUCAAAUUGUUGAUAUUUAAUUUAAAAAUAGAAAAAAAAUGGUAAUAUUAUAAAUCGAGUGCUAUGGCUAGUGUUAUUUAAAAAGAAGUAGAAACGAGUUAAAAUUAUUUUAUUAUUCGCACAAGUUUCCAUAUAAUAAUUCUAUUUUUUUAUUAAAAAAAAAAUAAUAACGUAAUGAUUUUAAUACUUAAAAAAAUUGCUCGUUUCUAUUUCCGCAAAUUGUAUUUAUAAAUUUGACAAUGAAACAAGUCUGUGCUAGCAUUAUAAAUUAUAAAGAUAAUCACUAUGAAUGAAAAUAUUGGUUCUUUCUUUUUUUUUUUAAAUCAAUCAAAAUCAAUAGAUUUUAAUAAUAAAUAUUAUCAUAAAAGAUCUCUAGAAAUUUUUUUUUAAAUAUUGCUGGCACACGCAGUUUCACUUAAUUAAAUCGUACUGCUAUAAUAUUAAAUUUAUCAUCGCCCGUAGAUAAUAUAUUUUAAUCGACAUAUCACUUAUGAACGAACACUUUAGAUUCAUAGGCUUUAAUUAGAAUAAGUGUAUUUAGAAAUGUACCAGGAAUCAUAAAAUAUUAAAUUUCAAAAAUUAAUAAAAUAGCAGUGUGUAUAUAUAUAUAUAUAUAUAUAUAUAUAUAUAUAUAUAUAUAUAUUCUUUAUAUAUAUAUACAUAUAUAUAUAUAUAAAGAAAACUGCUAAAUAGUUAUUAAUAAUUGAAAAUCUUUUUUAGCGAUAAUAAUUGGUCAACAAUAAUAAAUACUUUGAUUACGGAUUAGUUAUCAACAGAUCAAAUGAUGAUGAUUUACAAAGAUUAUGUAAAAUAUUCAAGUAAAAUAUUUUGAAAAUUAUUUAAAUAAUAUGUAAUUAUAAUGUUAUAUUAUAUAAGUAUAAUAUUAUAUUUUAAUAUUAUUUUUAUCUUAAAAAAUAAUUGCAAAUAAUUGUAUACAACGUUUUUCUUUUUUCGAUAUUAUAAAAAGUUAAUAUCCAAUUCUAUUAAUAAUAUAAUAAUAAUAAUAAUAUCCAAUUCAAAGAUAUAUCAAUAUUAUAAUAUAUAAUGGUUUUGUAUUUGAUAAAAUUUUUUAUAAACAUUUAUUUUAUUUCUUUGUUUUAUUUUGUUUAAAUUAAAAAUAAGGAUCAGUUGAUAAUUACCGUACUUUUUAUAUUUGAUUUUAUAAGAGAUUUUUUGACUUUUAAAUAAAUAAUAUUUAAUUAAUUAAACAGACAGAAGCACAUUUAAUGAUAAAAAAAGAAAAAGAUUUUAAUUUUUUGAAACUUAAUUCUGGUUGCAUCUUCUAUUAAUUUCCAUGAUACAUUUUUAUAUUUUAAGUAUAUGAUUCAAUUUCAGAAUAAAAUACUUGCAAUUUUUAUUUUUUCUUUUUAAAAAAAGAUAUUUAUUCUAUUAAAUUACGAAUUAUUUUGUUUACAUAUAGCAUUUUCAAUGUAUAUCUAUUUUACAUAACUCAUUAAUAUUUACAUAAUUGAUUUGUUGAUCAUGUAAAACAUUUUAAUUAUUAUUAUUAUAAAUGGAAGAUAAUAUUUAUCAAGUUAUGCAAUCAGUACUUAAAAAAGUGGAUUUAUACUAAUACUAUUUGCUAAAUACAAUAGCUCAUUAAAAGACAUUAAUUUGAAAAAGUAGUAGAAUAUUGCGCAUUAGAACAUUCAUUUGAAUACUCAUAAAAUAUUCAGUCGAUUUAAUACAGACUGCUAAUUAUAAGGUAGAUACAGAGUAAUAAAGUAAAUCUUCUUUACAUUUGAUCAGUUAUAUUAAAAAUAUUUUUUUCUAUGCUUUCUAUUACAAGAAAUAUAUAAUUCUUUCCUUUCUUAAUAUAAACAAAUUUAGUAUUUAACUUUUUAUAUACGAAAAACUUUAUUAUAUAUUUAGAUUGUUAUUUUAAAAAUUAUUUAGAUCAAAAAAAAAUAUAUGAAUAAAUUUUUUAAAUAUUUCUGAUAUUUCAAAUGUCAAUAGCUGCGGUUUUUUGAACAGAUUUUUCGAAAAACUCAAAAAACAAAAUAUAAAAGAAUAAAAACUCAAAAAUAUAAAAGAAUAAAGUGAUUCAAUGCUUCAUAAAAGAUAUGUAUAAUUGGUUAAUUUAUAUUACAGCAAUACAUAUAAAAAAAAAAAUCGUUGAAACGAUUGCAAUUAUAGCUUCUAAAUAUAAAUGUAUAUUUAUCUCGUAAUACUUUUAGAGCACUCAUUUCACAACAACUUGUAUAUAAUUUGUAAGAAAAAAUCGAUAUGCUAAUUUACAAAUUUCAUGGCAAUAUGUAGUAAAUUAUUCGUAAUAUUGACUGUCAUAAUAAUUAUGAUCGUUAUUAAUGUCAUGUAUAGCUCAGUCAUUUUAAUUGAAUUCGAUCUCUCGAACCGACACAGCUUGUAUACCGUAUAAAAAAAGACAUCAAAUUUUGAAAGAAUUUCUACGUUUUAUUUUAUAAUAUUGAUAAACGAUAUAAAAACAUUUAGAAUUAUAAAGUAAAAACACGUAAAGGAAGUAUUUGACAAAUCGAUGCGAGCAGUUGCAAUUCGAGAAUCGAAUUGGACACUACAGAUACUAUGUAUGUAUCUAUGUAUGUAUAUCUUUUAUUCCACUAUAAUUCUAUCACAAAUGACAGAAAUAUUUAAGAAUAGUCAAACAAAGAAACCUAAAUUCUGUAUUCGCUCAGCUUUUUAAGUUAGUAAAAAAUAUAUUUGAAAUAAGAAGAAUGAAUUUAUUAUCGAUAUUAUACCUUCUAUUUAUAUUUUAAAGAAUAAAUUUUUUUUUAAUAUUAUUUUUAAAAUAAUUUUAUUAUUUUAAAUCUUAAUAAUUUUUGAAAUCAAAAAUCAUUUAUGAUUAUAAUUAAUUAUAAUAAUUGUUUAAUUUUAUUAUAAUGAUAUUUAUUUUCAUUCUAUUGAACAAUUAAAUAUUCGAAUAUAAUUAUAUGUUUCAAACAAACUUACAAAAUAUAUUCUAAUAAUUAAUUAUAUCUUAAUGAUUUAUUUUUAAAUUUCUAUAAUUAUUCUUAUUCUCAUAUAGAUAGAUAAAAGAAUAUAUUAUGUGUAAAAAAGAAAGAUCUUAUUUUUUUUAAAUUUAACUUUUUUUUAAUUUACAUUCAGAAGCAGAAAUUAUAUUGAAUUAAAUUGAAUAUAAUUUUUAAGUCAUUUUAAAUGUUAAGAUUUUUUUUAUGAUACAGGAUAUGAAAGAUAAAAUUUUGUAAAAUAAUGUUUAAAUGUUUUUCUUAUAUUGCCUCUAAGUUAAAAUUACUUAUUAUUCUACUAUUUUCAUCAGUAAUAGAAGAUAAAGAAGUAUUAUUGUCGGUAUAAAGAACAUUUUCUUCCUUAUCGAUUGUAAAUUUUAAAGAAAAGUAUUUAUCGGUAAAUUUUAAGUAAUAAACAAUCUUUUCGUAUAUACGUAUAUAAAGUGGAUAUAGAAGAUUAUUAAAAUAUGUGAAAAUAUAAAUUUAACUUGAUAAAAUAUAAUUAAGUAUCUUUUUACACAUAAAUCCAUAAAGGAAAAGUCAAUCUUGCCAGUAUACGAAGUUUUUUCGAAGGAACUCUUUUUACGACAGUGCUUCGGACGGCACAAAGAAAGCGUGUCAUGCCUAAAAAUACGCAAGGCACGCAGGUAGAUGUGAAGAGGUCGUAGGGACUGGGAGGGAAUAAAAAAAAGGCAAAGGAAUUGCACAAGAGCAGCGAUUUGGUAUUCAAAUCGCUAGGCAUGUUCCCGCCUCUCUCGUGGCACAGGACCUCCUCCUCCUGUAGCAAUAAUACGAAGGAGGAAUUCGAUCAACUGUUUAAUUCACAUUGAUAUUAAAUUACUCGUUCACUUCCUAAGAGAAACGUCCUCGAGAAACUUCAAUGCGAGAACUAACAGAGGCGUGGAGACUUUAACGACCGCACGUGCAAUGUCUGACUAGCACGGUUACAUAAAGUCAGAAUCAUCGACAAAGGCUUGGUUAUUUCGUGUUUCCGAAUGUUUCACUUUCUCCUGUGGCAUCCGUAUACUUUGGAAUGAAGCUGUUCCAUAUCGCUGUAUCCAAGAAUUAAAAUAUCGAUGUUUCAUCGUAGUUACAAUGUACACGAUCGCUCAACCGGAUACUAAACGUUCACCAGGAUAAAAACUUUCUUAUUUAUUUAGAACUGGAGCAUUUCACAUCUGACAAACUUAUGCAUAUUAAUGUAUCGGAAUCUAUUGCACUCGUGGCAAAAUUAUCGCAAAAUGUUUUAGUAUUUUCGAAAUCGAAUACAAUUAAUAACGAUUUCCCACUUAGAUUAACGUCACGCCAAUAAAGAUUUGUAAAUAUAUCCUGUUCAUUGUGAAAUCUCUUCAAUAAUCCAGGGUUUUCCCGCGUGUCAUCGCACAUUACACUGAUACCAAAAGCAUCACAGACAAUAGCACGCGAAAUAGACAGAGGAACGGUCAUUUAUGUAUUGAUCGAAAGAAAUCAACCACAUAGUCGGAAAAGACAACGAAAACUCACGUGUCUUUCGAAAGAUAAAAUGUAAGGAAUCGGUUAACGAAAACAGUGAUUGGUAUACGUGGCACCGGAUUGGCCUGUGGCAUACCUUGACAACACGCACGGUAUGUGCGCACAUCGGCAACCUGUGCACCCACUAACCACUAACCGCCGAACCACGGGAGGCCAACGUGUGCGCGCGCCAGGAUAAUAUAUGUAUCUAUGUGCGUUAACCACGUGAGAGCGGCCAGCAUCUUUUCUUGGGGUCUCUUAGGUGGGGACUUAACUUAACCUAUGGACUGCUCUUUGUCUCUAUCUUUCUCUUGAACCUUGAAUCCUCGGAAAAUCGCUAGAACUUUAAUAUAUCAGUGAAUUUUUAUGCAAUCGCACGAUUUUCAUUUCUAAAAAUCAUUUCAUUUUUUUAAAUCAUUAAUUCAACUAAUUAAAUAAAAAAGAAAGUUUCCAUUCGAAUUCCUUUUUGCAAAUUUCUUCUCUUCUUUUUGCUUUUUUAACGAGUUGCAUUAUCUGGAGAAGAACAGUUUUUCAAUAGAAAUAAAAGAUAAUGUUUAUAAAUAGAUUAUCUUCAAUCUGCUAUCUUAUAAAUGAAGAUCUAUUUUUUUUUUUUCAUAACAAAAUAUAACUAACGGGAUGUCGUUAUAUUUGUUUAUUAAGUACAUUUCCUCGCGCAAUUACUGUCGUUUUUUACUUUCAUUAUUCUACUACCAUUUAAUCAACAUGGUAGUUAGUAUCAAUGUCUCGUUUGCUAAGGUAGGCGCUUACUUUUUUAUUCGCCACCCCGUAGACGGCGAGUUCUCACUCAACAUUCUCGGCAAUCUCUGAUCGACGAGUUUUUAUGAAGGUCGUACGAACUACGUGAGUCUACCCACUUAUCCAGCUGCAUCGCUAAUAUAAAUGUUUAUGCUAUUUGUGAUUGCGUGAAAUGUGUGAAAAAUGGAUCAAAAUUAUGCAUAUUAUAUACAACAUAAUACAUAUAUAAUAUGUUAAACAUGUUAAAUGUUAAAAUGUAAUAUAAAAAUAAUAACUUGAAUAAUGAUUUUACCAAAUUUAACUAUUACAUAUCUAUGUUUUCAAUUUUUGUUAUUCGAUUUUCAGAAGAAUGACUCAAAUUUAUAAAACAUUAUAAUGUUCUCCAAAGUAUAGGUAGAAGGUUGGACAAGACAUAAGUUCAAAGAAGUUGUAACUUUAUAGCAAUAAUUGUGAUCUUUUGAAAUAAUAAUAUUUGAAUGAAUUUUCAAUACAAAAAUUUCAACGUUUAUCAUUUCUUUGAUUAAAAUUUUUUAAAAUAUGAAUAUAAUAAUUUAUAAUAUAUAAUAAUUACUUGAGAUAACGAGUCAAUUGAAUUAAUGUUAAACAUAUUCAUUAAUUAGAUACACAUAUUCGUUUCAGAAAUAACCAUGUUAGUUAUAGAAACUAUUUUAUUCUUUUGACAGAAUAUCGGAUUUGUAACAAGAAAUUUUAUUUUACAAUUGACAAUAUUUCGAAUUCUCAUUUGCAACUUUGAAGAUGAAGAUGGCGGCGGACUACGGUAAUUUAUUAACUAGUCCAGCAAGUCAAACCUGUUGGUUCCCUGCUGAUGUGUUUUGCUUCUCGUGUCUGAACGCGAAGUACUGGAGUUCUUUGAUAUCUUUCUAUAGAAAACUGUUUCUUAAUUCUUAUUAUUUUAACGAUCUCUUUUUGCAGAUCCAUUUACCAUUUCAUUUGUACUAAAUUAUCUUCUUAUUCAAAAUUUUCUCUCAUAUGGGCUGACAAUAGGUUUUCUACUUCAUGAUAUACGGCGCGGUAUAUGCAUAUAAUUUCAAUUUAUUUUUACUGAAUAAUCUUUUUGUUCCAUCCACGUCAGAUCAGCAAAAUUUUUACAUUCUUGUUUUUUCAUUACCACAGAUCUAUGAUAUCAUAUUCACAUUGUCGAUCUAAAAAAUUUUAAAAAUAAUAGUUACGCCGAUAUUUCUCCAGAGAAAUAUAACUAAAAAGAAGAUUAUAGUAUCAAAGUCGGAAGAAAAUUGUAUCGCAGCGAAUAUGAUUUUUUCUAAGUUGUUUAUUAAUUCAUAUCUAAUUCAUAUUUUUUUAUAAUACAUAUCUUUUAAAAUAUUGUAAAAAAUGCACAAUAUAAUUUCAAGACGUUUAUUUGAAUUCCAUGGAUUCUUCUGUUGCGCUCUUGGCUCUUAACGGUUCGAUAUUAUGCCAGUACUGUGAUUCGUAAUGGCGAGCAGCCAGCGGGUAGGAAAUUCUCCAGCAGUGAUGUAAAAAAGUAGUGCCCGGAGGCAUUUUUUUAUCACGGCGCCACUCAUAUGAAGUCUCCCUUUCGUAAACUAUACAUAUUAAAAUAAAAUGCUUUAUCUUUUAAUUUUUCCAUUUAUAUCAAUUAAUAAUCAUUCUAUUCGCUUUUUUUUAUAAAUCCUUAAUAUUUAUAUGAUUUAUUAAUUAUUAUUAUUUAUAAACUCGAUAUCUUGGUAUAUUAAUUUAGUAAAAGUAUUUAAUCGACGUUUAUUUGAAAGUCUACUAUGUAUGCAGAUGACCCUGACAUUUACGCUGAUGCAUUUCACAUAUGCUACGCGUAUGUUGAACACUAACUGUUAUUCACAUCGACGUGCUCUGUCUGCAACACAGCUUCGAAAUGAGUUGGUCUCUUGUAUAAUAUUGCUUGUUUAAUUUCGAUGCAAACUACAAGUGCAUCGUUUUUGUACUCUUCGUCACGUUGUAUUACUCACGAUAAGAAUAUAAUCACGAUACGAAUAGAGUUAUCAAAGAGUAGUGCAAUUUAAAAAACUAUACAAUUCAAUGUUUUGUAUUUAAUAAGGAUGUUAAAGGAAUCGAACAAUUCUUUUUAUCGUUGGUGUAUUCAUGUUUGCAUAUCUCUAUCGGUGUAUUGACAUUAGCGCGACGAAAACGAGUAAGGAAGCCUGUUUAACGUACAAAUAUUGAGAAGCUACUAGAUUCCUCUUACGCUUCGUAUAACAGUCAUGACGAUAAUGUGAAAAGUCAUGAAUAUUAAUUAUAAAAUUUAUCAAAUGUCUGAAAUUUUAAUUUAAAAAAAUUCAUACCAUCAAUCUUAAAUUGGACAAAAUUACACAAAAUACAAAUGUUUGCAAUUUUGACUUAUUUUCUUUUUAAAAAAAGAAAAUAGUAUAUCAAAUUGAAUCUGUUUCAAAAUAUAUGAAUUUUACGUAAAAAUUUCAAAUAAAUUUUAAUUUGAUUCAAACGCAGAAUAGCUUUUACGGAUUAAUUGCAAUGAAAUAUGUUUUACAAGAAUUAAAUCUUCGAAAGAUAAAAUUAUACAAAUAAAAAUAAAUGUUAUAUUUAUAUGGCAUUGAUAUAAAAAAUUUACAACAAUCUACAAUUACAAAAUCUAAAAUUUUAGUUAAGAUUGACAUUUUGAGAAUUUAAUGUUUAACGGAUUGUCCUUGUCCAGCUUUUUUCUUUUUUAUCUCUAUCAUCUUUUUUCUUCUCUUCGAUAAACUUGUUUUUAAUCUAUUAAUUUGCAGUUACAUGUACACGUCAAUGCAAAUAAUUUUAUCAUUUUCAUUUUAAUAAUUGUUAUUAUUUGAUAUUUACAUAUAUUACUAUUUGUAAAAAUAUAAAUAUGAUACAUACAAAAAUAUAUUAAAAAUAUAUAAAAAGAAAAAAUCUAAAUUCAAAUUUAAUCUAUUUUUUUGAAAAAUUAUUUUAUUGUUUCUACAAUAGUUAAUCGUUUAAAUUAUUCAUAUAAAUUAAUCAACUUCAUUGUUAUCUCUAAAACUUCUUAACUGGAAUUACAAUGCAGAGACCUUGGGAUAUUGUAGAUGAAGCGUGAAGAUGUUUAAACCGCAUUGAAGGUCAUCAAUAAGGACAUCUUUUGAAUCAAUUAUGGUCACAAGAAAAAUGAAAAAUGUAUAAAAAUAUGCUUAAAGAUACAAGUUUCAAUCUUUAAUUUUUAUGAAGUAUAAUUUUUAAUGUAUUUUAUUGUUUCAUAUAUAAAACAGUAAUAAGGGAUAUUUAAUAAAGAUAUUUUUAAAAGAUUAGAAACUUGAUAUUAAUAUCAAUGAAUUUUUUUGUUAUUUCAAGUUAAUUUAUCCAAGAACUUCUAAUAAAAUUGAUCGCAUCUCUUGUGAGCUCAUAAACGUGGGCGUAAACUUUUCAAUAAAGUCAGUCUCGUUCGGAUUCUUGAACGUGUGUAUUGGGAUCAAUGACACGCCCGCAGAUUCCCUGAGGUACACUCUAAGAGCUACGUAGAGGCAUCCUGUAGAAUUCCAACCACCUUCCUCGACUUCACAGCAGGACCUACUGGUUUCUAUUUAUAUACCGCACGAGACCUUGCAGCUUACAGCUUGCGCGCUUACGGACUCGGUUCUCGAUCUGUAUAAAUUUCUAUCAUUUAUUUUUGAGUGUUUAAGUAUCAUUUAAAUAUAUUAUAUAUAUUAAACACAAAUAAAAUUAUAUUUAAAAAAUUCAAAAGUGAUUUUAGUAGAGUAUGGAAAUACGUUAUCAAAUUAAAUAUGAUUAUGUUAAGUUAAGAUGAAAAAUACAAAAUAUGAAGAGUAUAUUAAUAUUUGUAUUUGUAUUUGUAUUUUACAAUAGUAAUAUGUUUAUUUAAAAUUUGACAAUUGAUGACGCCAUCUAUUACAUAAAUUGUUUACUAUUGGGGAUAUUAAAGUGUUAUCGCAAGUGUUAUACCAAAAUAUUAACGUGCAAUUUUUUUAAAGAAAUUUUUAAAUUUGAAAAAAUAUGGGUGAUGGAAUUUCAGAAAUUUUUAAUUCUUUUCAAGACUAUUUAAAUAACGAAGAAGAAUUGCGCGAGUUGUAUCUCAAUAUUGUGCAACAUCAAGAGAAUUAUUUAAAGAUAUACGUAAAAACUAUAUAAGACUUGCAGAAGUUGUACCAAGAGACCAAUAUUAUAGAUUUCAUGAUCAGUGGCGUUUUGUUACACAAAAAUUAUGUUUCUUAGCUUCUUUAAUAAUAUAUUUAGAAAUUAAAGUUUUAGUCACCAAAGAAACUGUUGCAGAAAUAUUAGGAGGUA
This is a messenger RNA of Apis cerana (Asiatic honeybee), 14915 nucleotides long. Its product is annotated as synaptic vesicle glycoprotein 2B. Gene Ontology annotation, cellular component: membrane. Gene Ontology annotation, molecular function: transmembrane transporter activity. Lineage: Eukaryota; Metazoa; Arthropoda; Insecta; Hymenoptera; Apidae. Gene Ontology annotation, biological process: transmembrane transport. The record is from RefSeq and is a predicted model, not a curated record.